Molecule: messenger RNA, 1341 nt
Organism: Lactuca saligna
Lineage: Eukaryota; Viridiplantae; Streptophyta; Magnoliopsida; Asterales; Asteraceae
Source: the annotation of a GenBank genome assembly
AUGAUGAAGUUCAUCUUCCUUCAUCUUCUCGGUUUUCCAUCAGGGUUUCGCUUCUUAUCAUCGGUGAGGUCGUGUUUCUUCUUAUCAGUACUAGGGUCUCGUUUCUUAUCAUCAGUGAGUCCUCGUUUCUUCUUAUCAGUAUCAGAUUUCAUCUUGGUGAGGGGCCAGAUUGACGAGACCUGUGAGACUUCUGAGAUUGCUCCAUGUUCCCUGUGUGGCUGUGUGAGGAUACAGAGAUUAAUGGCUGCGAUAGGGGUUAGCAAAGCUCCUUAUUUCUUCUCUACCAGACAGGUCACUCAACUUACCCUGGUUCACCUUUGGGACCAGAUACUUAUCAUGAAUAUCGAAUCUUACUUGUCCAAGAUUACGAGCCAAUGUGUCACAAUUCAAAUGCUUGGGAGACUUGCAGAGGUAGGAACCGCUGUGAAGCUUUCCGCUCCAAAACCCAACUGGGUGCCGCCUUCAGCCGCUUGCUUGUUCUGGUGCCCAUUGUUUCUUGUUCUAAAAGAUUUGGAUUUGUUUCUUGUUCUGGUGCCUUCAGCCGCUUGCUUGUUCAAGAGUCUUGACAAAAGUUGUUUAGGUCCUUUGAGGAAAGCUUAUUGCAGCUCUCUUAAUCUACUUUUAAGCAUGAGAGCAAUUACAAAAGCAUCAAGAAAUCCAACUGUUUUGCUCGAAGGUUCAACUGGUUCAAAUCAAAAUGUAAACAAUGCAGAUACUUCCACUGCUCUGAAUAAUAUGCCAAAAUGCUCACCAUAUUUAUCCCACUCCUUCUUGAUGAGUCCAGCAGGACUCAUCACAUGCAUGACACAAGGAACUACUAGUCUUCUUAGUAAUACAAUUUAUGCCAUAAGUGAUGCUGCCACCCAAGAUCAAGUUCCAGAGAAUGAUGUCAAAGGAAUUUCUAAGGAUAAACCACUGAUCCACCGGGAGCAGGAAAAACACAAACAAUUCUUGGGCUUCUUAGUGCCAUAUUACAAACCAGCUGAGUAUAUAAGUCUCUUAGUAACUUAUGCAGGUAACAAUAUUGUUCAUAGCUGGGCUGUUAAUGUUCCUAUUUGUUUUCAUUUAUGCAGUCCAGCAGGACUCAUCACAUGCAUGACACAAGGAACUACUAGUCUUCUUAGUAAUACAAUUUAUGCCAUAAGUGAUGCUGCCACCCAAGAUCCACCGGGAGCAGGAAAAACACAAACAAUUCUUGGGCUUCUUAGUGCCAUAUUACAACCAGCUGAGUAUAUAAGUCUCUUAGUAACUUAUGCAGGUAACAAUCUUGUUGAAAGGACUUAUGAAUCAGAUAUUAAUGGUAACAAGUUUAACACUCGAGUCCAUACGAUUAGAUGUUAA